Heterobilharzia americana is the source of this 387-nucleotide messenger RNA. NCBI's taxonomy places the organism in Eukaryota, Metazoa, Platyhelminthes, Trematoda, Strigeidida, Schistosomatidae. The record is from the annotation of a GenBank genome assembly.
AUGGCAUAUGAAAUGAGUGAAUAUGAACAACUACAUUUUCAAGCAGUAAACAACGUUCAUGUUACAGAACAAACGCCAGAAACAAAACCAAAUAUGAAUGAUGUUAAGUCAAGAGGUAAUUUGUCACAAGGCAGUACUGCUGAGUACAUUCAAUUAUUCAUGACUCGGAAUAAUAAUUUGCUUCUUGCAUGUCUUUUCAUUUUUUCAGCAAUAUUGUUGUACGGUGUCGAUGGUAGCGAUAAUGUCAUCUUCAAUUUAAAAUUAUUCAUUCUCGAUAUCUGGAGAAAUCUGUGUGCACGUAUGGGUGGAACGUUUGGCUGUUUUCUUGAUGUUCUUCCACCCAACCUUGGAGGUAAAGGGAAUUCAUGUGUAACUACAGACUAUUAA